CUCGUCAACGAUUCAGUUAGUGGACGGUGAGGUGUGGUGUAGUGUAGAGUAGAAAAGCCAAAGAAAAGUUAUUCGAUGAAUUCGAAUAACAAUACGCCUUUUACUGGGAGACAGUCGCUGCUCCUUUGAUUUUUGUAUCUUGUUAAAUCGCAAAACUAUUAGCAAAAAUCAGUUAUCAUUUUAUCCCUCCCCCACUAAAAAAAANGUUUGAAUUCCAUGUAAAUCUGGAUGGAGAAUCUCAAUGUCAAUGUUUGAUUCUCACCCUUUUAACACUAACAAGACUGCAAUGUUAACAGCUACAAGAAUGAUACCUGGAUGUGGAUGUGGGAAAGUAAUUGUUCUUAACUCAGUCAGGAAAGUACUUCAUCCAACGAUGACUUGGUGAUGAAUGAAGAAAAAAAAAACCUUUAACAUCUUCACAAAGAAGUGGAACUGAACAGAGAGAGGGAGAGAGAGAGAGAGAGAGAGAGAAAAUCCCUACUUGGGACAAAGUGCUUAAGGGCAGACUCCAGUGAAUUCUUCUGGUGCAAUAUUCCUUAUUGUUGUGAAUCUGAAGGAAUAUGUGCAAUGGGAUAGAUAACAUUUUCCGGGAUCGAAUGACAAGGUAUUCCCAUUUUUUGAUACUUGCCAUGAACUGCUAUGUCCAAGACACUUAUGCUCCCCUGUUUGAUGAUGCCUUUGAGGUAAUACAUCAUCACCAUCAUCACUAUCCACAGGAGAUCCAGCAAAUACCACAAACUGACACUGGUCACCAAUACCUACCAGUUUACAGCAAUUUCCAACAUCACCUCGAGGCAAUGCCUGAAUCCUAUUACCCCGUGGAUUUGCCUUCACAACGCUUCCUUGAACCUAUAGUGUUGAACGGCGGUCCCAAUGCGAUGGUUUGCGAGAACUUAAUGCAGAAUUCAAAUCGUUUUCCAGAAAAUCACUUUCCAGAUUUCUUUACGCCAAGACAAGGAAAAGGGAGGAAGAGACUACGCCUGUACGAGUUUCUCAAUGAAUCUCUGCACAACUCGGAGAUGGCAGACUGCAUCCAGUGGGUGGACAGAAACAACGGUGUUUUCCAGUUCAUCUCCAAAAACAAGGAGAAGUUGGCUGAGCUGUGGGGCAGGAGGAAAGGCAAUCGGAAAACCAUGACAUACCAGAAAAUGGCCCGAGCCUUGAGGAACUACAGCGGGACGGGUGAAAUCGUGAAGAUCAGAAGAAAGCUCACGUACCAAUUCGAUGCCAAAGUGCUUCAGCGACUGGUCUGCAAUCGUAACGGUGAAACUGGUUUCUAUCAGCAUUUCCACCGCGAGAGAGAACACUUUGGCUGCGACAACUGGCACUUGAGCUACCCUUGCAAUGACAUUUUCACCUGAGAAUGCAUUCACGUGUUGAUCAGGAUUCGUGGUCCAAUGUUUGCAAAAAUGCUGUAAUCAUUCCCAGAACCUAUCGUGACACAUGAAUACCAAGUAAACACACGCCUUCACUUAAAACAGCCAAGAACACACACACGGUCUAAAGAGUUACUUCACUUGCAUUUAUUCGUGAUGAUCAAUUGUCAGAGAGUUGGACGUUUUAUUGAGGUGAAUGUACAUAUCCUGUUGUGCUAACUCGAAUAAACGUUCCUCUGUUCUUUAUUAUUGUGUGACAUGAAGACAUACUGCACAUCUGAAGCGUCAAAACAUUCAAGGGGGGAAUUUUUUUUCGCUCUCAUUCAACAUUAGUGUUGAUAGGGGAAAUUCCCCCAGAAAGUUUCAUGUACCAAGUAAUAUCCUGCAA
Molecule: messenger RNA, 1764 nt
Organism: Callorhinchus milii (elephant shark)
Lineage: Eukaryota; Metazoa; Chordata; Chondrichthyes; Chimaeriformes; Callorhinchidae
Product: transcription factor Spi-C
Exons: 6
Coding region: 561-1361 (266 amino acids)
Biological process (GO): cell differentiation; regulation of transcription by RNA polymerase II
Cellular component (GO): nucleus
Molecular function (GO): DNA-binding transcription factor activity, RNA polymerase II-specific; sequence-specific DNA binding
Source: RefSeq, a predicted model, not a curated record